Molecule: messenger RNA, 1377 nt
Organism: Selaginella moellendorffii
Lineage: Eukaryota; Viridiplantae; Streptophyta; Lycopodiopsida; Selaginellales; Selaginellaceae
Product: xyloglucan galactosyltransferase XLT2
Exons: 1
Coding region: 1-1377 (458 amino acids)
Molecular function (GO): glycosyltransferase activity
Source: RefSeq, a predicted model, not a curated record
AUGGCGGCCCUGGCCGCCGAGCUCCUCCUCCUCGCAAUCAUCGGGCCCCUCCGGAUCGACAAGACGUGCGCUCUGGGACGUCGCAGCCAGAUCGAUCCGAUUGUCUCGAAUCGAUCGCUCCACUGCGCCAAAGGCCUCGUGUUUGUCUACGAUCUCCCAGAGAAAUUCAAUGUGGAGCUCGUCCGGAGCUGCGACAGCCUCAAUCCAUGGAAAUCGAUGUGCUCUGCGCUCUCCAAUUCGGGCCUCGGUCCCCCACUGGGGAAGAUCUCUUCAUCCUCUUCAUCCUCCUGGUGGCCCUGGAGCAAGGCAUGGCAAUUUCUCUUCAGGGAUCCCGAUCGCUGGCCGGCCAGGAGAUCGUGGCACGCCACCGAUCAGUUUAGCGGCGAGAUCAUCUUCCACCGGCGAAUGCUGGAUCACAGAUGCCGGACCCUCGAUCCAGACGGCGCCUCCGCGUUCUUCGUGCCCUUCUACGCCGGCCUCGACAUCUCCAGGAACCUUUGGGCGAGCGGCAAGAGCUCCAGCGAUGUGGAUUCGCUGGGCGAGCAGCUCCUCCACUGGCUCCAGCGGCAGCACCCGCAUUUCAAUCGUAGCGGCGGCGCCGAUCACUUCCUGGUGGCCGGGCGGAUCAGCUGGGACUUCCGGAGGAUGCCCAGCGCCGCGGGCGAGUGGGGCAGCAGCCUCUUCCACCAGAUCGAGAUGAGAAGCGUCAAGCGCCUGGUGAUCGAGCGCAAUCCCUGGGACGAUUCCGAGCUGGGCGUCCCAUACCCAACGAGCUUUCAUCCCAGCUCUGACGAGGAUCUCGCCCAGUGGGUAGAAUUCGUCCAGGGCAGCCCGAGGCCACACCUGGUCGCAUUCGCGGGCUCGCCCAGGCCGGGUUACCGCUCGGACUUUAGACAGGUCCUUCUCGGGCAGUGCCGCGCGGCGCCGCGCGGUAUUUCUCGGUGCCUUGACUGUACCGCAGAUACCGCCGGCUGCACCUCGGACCCCCUGCGCGUCACCAAGCUGUUCUUGAGCUCGGUGUUUUGCCUCCAGCCGCGCGGCGACAGCUUCACGCGCAAGUCUCUCUUCGAUUCGCUCAUCUCCGGCUGCAUUCCAGUUCUCUUCUGGAAUCAGAGCGCGUACUGGCAGUACGAAUUGUAUCUCCCCCGCGAUCCGGAGGAGUACUCGGUGUUCAUCCCGCACCAGAGCGUCAAGAACGGGACCAAUGUCUUGGACGUGCUCCAGGGGAUUUCUCGCGAGAGGAUCGGGAGGAUGCAGCGGGCGGUACUGCGGAUCCUCCCCGGGCUGGUGUAUGCGUCGUCUUCGUCCGGGCGUCACUGGGCGGACGCGUUCGAGGUCGCCGUUGAUGGAGUUUUGGGCAGGAUCAAGGAGGAAUAG